This is a messenger RNA of Fraxinus pennsylvanica, 2295 nucleotides long. The record is from the annotation of a GenBank genome assembly. Lineage: Eukaryota; Viridiplantae; Streptophyta; Magnoliopsida; Lamiales; Oleaceae.
AUGAAGGCUUGGGAGGCGACAGUACGUAAAACGCAGGCUGCAGCCAAGAAGCGUGCCAACACGAUAUUUGGGACGUCUUAUGCAGUAGGAAAUGUUGAGGAAGAAAAUGAAGAUCAAGAAGAAGAAGAACAUACAAGUGGAGAAGUGUAUCAUGCAGAGAGAUUUCUCCCCAAUGGUGAUUAUUACACGGGAUAUUGGUCCGAGAAUUUCCCUCAUGGAUAUGGAAAAUACUUGUGGACGGAUGGUUGUUUGUAUGUAGGCGACUGGUUUAGAGGCAAGACAAUGGGAAAAGGUACGUUUAGUUGGCCAUCAGGGGCGAUGUAUGAGGGUAGCUUCAAGAGUGGUUUCAUGGAUGGAGAAGGUAUGUAUACGGGACCGAAUGGGGAUACUUACAGGGGCUCUUGGAUCAUGAAUUUGAAGCAUGGUCGUGGUGUUAAGGAAUAUGGAAAUGGAGAUAGUUAUGAUGGCGAAUGGAGUCGAGGAGUCCACGAAGGAACAGGGAAAUAUCAAUGGAAGAAUGGGAAUUAUUAUGUAGGGAAAUGGAGGAAUGGAACCAUUUGUGGGAAAGGGAAAAUGUGUUGGGCUAAUGGGAAUGUGUAUGAAGGGAAUUGGGAAGAUGGAUUGCCUAAAGGAAAUGGAACAUUUAAAUGGGUAGAUGGGAGUUUUUAUGUAGGGAUUUGGAGUAAAGAUCUGAAGGAACAAAGUGGGUCUUAUUAUCCAUCUGGAUCACUAUUGGAAGGAAAUCUUGAAUGGGAUCCUCAAGAAGUUUUUAACACUGAUUUGAAAGACUGUAAGGUUUGUCCUGGUGAAAAGGUCCUUGUAUGGCCAUCCCAGAAAAAGCUUGCAGUUUGGAGAUCUACAAAGGGCUCAGAUACGAGCGUUAGGCCACGAAGAAUGUCGGUCGACAGUAGAAUAGAUGCUGGUAUAGAUAGGGAUUUCGGUCGAAUGCGGUUGUCUGAUGCUGCGCCUUUGCCUCCGGGUUCUGUUCGGAAUGGAAUGGCCGGAAAUGACUCUGAUGAUGGUUUACAGCUUGACUGUGUAAAUGCAAGAGGCAGCCCUCUAAGGAUACCUAAAGUAGUGAAAAAACAAGGAGAGACAAUAUGCAAAGGGCAUAGGAAUUAUGAGCUAAUGCUCAAUUUGCAGCUGGGAAUUAGGCAUUCUGUUGGAAGGCCCGGUCCACCUCCAUCGCUUGAUCUGAAGCCAUCAGCUUUUGACCCCAAGGAAAAGUAUUGGACAAAAUUCCCUGCCGAGGGAUCCAAAAUUACUCCACCUCACCAAUCCUGUGAAUUUAGAUGGAAAGAUUAUUGUCCAAAAGUAUUCAGGACUCUGAGGAUGUUAUUCAAGGUUGAUCCAGCAGAUUAUAUGUUGUCAAUAUGUGGUGAUGAUGCAUUGCGUGAACUUUCUUCCCCUGGAAAAAGUGGAAGCUUCUUUUACUUAACUCACGAUGAUCGUUAUAUGAUAAAGACAAUGAAAAAAGCAGAAGUAAAAGUUCUAUUAAGGAUGCUAAACGCGUAUUAUAAUCAUGUUCGUGCAUUCGAGAAUACCCUAGUGACAAAAUAUUUUGGGCUGCAUUGUGUAAAGUUGAAUGGUCCUGCUCAAAAGAAGGUGAGGUUCAUCAUCAUGGGAAAUCUCUUCUGUUCCGAGUAUAUGAUCCAUAGGAGGUAUGAUUUGAAGGGCUCGACUUUUGGCCGACUAACUGAUAAACCCGAGUCAGAGAUUGAUGCUACGACAACUCUCAAAGACCUUGAUCUUAACUUCAUCUUUCGACUUCAAAAGACGUGGUUUCAAGAUUUUCGUAGACAAGUUGACAGGGACUGUGAGUUUCUUGAACAUGAGAGAAUUAUGGACUAUAGCCUUCUGGUUGGUCUCCACUUCACAGAAGCGUCACUUGAUGACCAUACUUCCUCCGGUGCUAUAACCCCCGUUGAUAAUGGUGGCUCGGAAACUGACUCAAUUUCGUGUCUAUCAAGAGCAAAUGUGGAUCAAUUGCUUCUAGACCCCGCAGGGUGGGCAAGUAUAAGAUUGGGAAUCAACAUGCCAGCAAGAGUUGAAAGAACUGAGAGGAAUAAUGACAUUGAAAUCCAACUAGUAGGAGAACCGACUGGGGAAUACUAUGAUGUGAUUAUGUUUUUUGGUAUCAUAGACAUUCUGCAAGACUAUGACAUUACAAAGAAGCUUGAACAUGCAUACAAGUCCAUCCAAUACGAUCCUAACUCAAUCUCGGCUGUCGAUCCUAAGCAAUACUCGAGGCGUUUUCGCGAUUAUGUACUCGGAGUUUUUGCAGAAGAUACAUAA